Malurus melanocephalus (red-backed fairy wren) is the source of this 5909-nucleotide messenger RNA. It is a transcript of the gene ERI3, whose product is annotated as ERI1 exoribonuclease family member 3. Gene Ontology annotation, molecular function: 3'-5'-RNA exonuclease activity; nucleic acid binding. Bases 10 to 789 code for a protein of 259 amino acids. The record is from RefSeq and is a predicted model, not a curated record. Lineage: Eukaryota; Metazoa; Chordata; Aves; Passeriformes; Maluridae. The transcript has 6 exons. Gene Ontology annotation, biological process: exonucleolytic trimming to generate mature 3'-end of 5.8S rRNA from tricistronic rRNA transcript (SSU-rRNA, 5.8S rRNA, LSU-rRNA).
UAUGUGUGCAUGAGUAACGUGAGUCUCUCUUUAGUUUCAGAUGCCUCUGGAUGUUCAAUGAUARCACUUCUCCAUACUGGAGCAACAAAGUUUCUCCAAAACUUACUUUCAAGGGCAAGACAAGCUGUGUCCCCCCUCCUCCCRGCUGGUGUUCUCAAAGGGUUCAGCUCCAUUGUAAGCAAGAAACUGGCGUCCCACGGCUUUGGAGCUUCCAUGGCAGCAAUGUCAUCCUUCCCUCCACAGAGAUAUCACUACUUCUUAGUGCUGGAUUUUGAGGCUACAUGUGAUAAACCGCAGAUUCAUCCUCAGGAAAUCAUCGAAUUCCCUAUCCUGAAGCUGAAUGGCAGGACGAUGGAGAUCGAAUCCACCUUUCACAUGUAUGUUCAGCCUGUGGUGCAUCCCCAGCUUACGCCCUUCUGUACAGAGCUGACUGGGAUUAUUCAAGGCAUGGUGGAUGGGCAGCCGAGCCUCCAGCAAGUGCUUGAGAGGGUUGACGAGUGGAUGGCAAAGGAAGGCCUCUUAGAUCCCAGCGUCAAGUCGAUUUUUGUGACCUGUGGAGACUGGGAUUUGAAAGUGAUGUUACCAGGACAAUGCCAGUACUUAGGGCUGCCGGUUGCUGAUUACUUCAAACAGUGGAUUAAUCUGAAAAAGGUGUUCCUUGAAGUGGCCUUCACAGCUCUCCACCCUUUCAGCCGACGACUACGUCAGGGGAAGAUGGACUUGUGCCUCCCCGCAGCUUCAUUGCAUAUGCACACGCUGUCUGCCCCGGCGGCACGAUUGCCUUGGUGAAGAAUCCAAGGGGCUGCUGAUAGCAAUCAUUGAUUAAGAGGGUAAUUGUCCUGAAAAUUCAGAUUGAUCAAAAGGCAGAAAUGAUAACUUGUGUAACUGUGUUUAAAACCACGUCCUGUCAAUAGGGGAGACUGAGACGUGGCGAGCAGAAAGCAGGGAGAAUUGGAUGUGCGAGCGGGUGAGUGUGCCUGUGCUUYGGGGAGGAGGGGGAGCCAUUCUUCCUUGGGGUCCGUAGCAGGAUGUUUCUUGUCACUGACACUGGGCUAUUGGAGAUUCAAUCACUUUUAUCUUCCCCUCUCUCUCAAUCCAAAUGCCUUUUCAUAUUAGAAAAUUAGAAUCAGCUCUGCUCAUGCAAGAUUUAUUAGCUCUGCUGAGCAAUACCACAGAAGAGUAAAUGAUGUCGCAUUUCAGGGGCUUUUUACACAUUAUGACCAAACUUGCAACUUCUUAAGUAUUUUUCCAUUGAGCCACUGCAGGAUGUUAAAGGGAUGGGGAGACAAACUUCUCUCUGGAAAUAGUUCUGCACCAGUUCAGAUGUYUUUUCUUUAUUAUCAGAAUGAUUGGAUUUGGAGUCUAAUACAGAUCUUUUCUUUUGGGCUCAGUUUCUGUGCUUAUUGCUCUGGAAAUCAAACUCUGAGAAUUGAGCCUGUUUAUUGCAUUUUCUUCUUGGGUCCCUUUGUGGAAACUCUUUUUGGUGCUAAAUGGGUGUCUUUGGAGCUCUGCUGCUAGCUGGCACUCAUUUACAUCUGAAGAAGGCAAAUCUUGUUUCYUGCUCACUUUUUUCCCCGUGUGUUUUGCACUGGGUGGCUCCUUUUUUAAAUGCCUUCCAACUCUGUGUUGUACACAGCUCAUGUUUUGCGUAGUGAUAGUCCUUUGGUUUUCAGGCAGUAGAUGUUAAAGCUCUUUAAAGACAUGAAUGAAUUUAGGCUYAUACCACUCAAUAGGUGUUAUUGUGGGGAUACUGAAGCAUGGAGGAUUGGAUGCUUUUCCUGUGAAUCCAUAUCAGAGAUUGAAACAGAAAUUAGGUCUCAUUUCCUUCCCUGCCUCUGGACUUCAUCCACAAGGCUUUUCACUUUCAAAUUUCUUUGCAGGCAUUAAAUCCAUGCAGCCUCCUUGUGGGCUGGCCGCACAGGAGGGUCAUUCAGCUACAAGAGUCAGAAUGACUAGUUGCUGGAAACCUCUGCCUGAGCUUCUGUUCAGUUUUUCUCCCCAUCUCAAAAAUUAAAACCUUUGAGAUACACAGUACUUCACUCGUGCUACACAAAUACCUGCUCUCUACAGCAUUCCACCCCUCUUACAAUGGUCAUUUUGUAUGUAGCCCCUAGACAAAAAUGGCUGUUGUCCAGGUAAACAACAUUUUUUAGCUAGAUCUGGUUUGAAAUAUUCUCAAAAGGGAGCAAAUUUUUCUCCAGCCAUCUUUUUUAAGGGAAAUAGAUAGCACCACACAGGGAUACUGAUACCACUGCUCAGUGUCUCACACCAAAACCAGCAUUAAACAGCAGAAACUGGAAUCAAGCUGCAGAAGGAAAUAGUUCAUUCAUAGCUUCAUCUGCUGUCAUUAUGGUGUGGUGGAGCCCAGCACCUGCAGCUGAGCUUCUGCCAGCCUUUUGUCUAUUUGCAUCUGACUUUUCCUUGACAUGGCCAAGCUGCUGGGAGGAUUGCAUUGCAGAUAGGCUGGAGGAGAGGCUGGGACAGCCUCAUGGUUAAGGCUCCAAAUGCUCAACGUCAUCCUCUGCUUGGCAGGAGUAAAGGGACUUUAUWAACUGGCAGUACUAAUUACAUUUAAAAUAACACCAUACUUUGGUCUGUCCAAGUGCCAGUCUAACUGGGCACAAAGUUUUGCCAUUCAUCUUAACAAAAGGCAUUUCUAAAGAGCUGCUUAGAACUGUGGCUGGCAGGAAGGGAGGUUUCUCAUCAAGUAUCGGUGCUUGGGAGGCAGAUACACUUGACAGGCACAAGGACUUGAUUUUUUCCCCUUCCGUGUACAAGCACUAUGUAUUAUUCAAGGUCUUCUUAAGUCAAUGCUGGGUUAUUAAUCGGUCGUUUCUCUGCAUGUUAAAUUUGCCUACUAAUUUCAAGGCUCUGGAAGGGGACUGCGGGUAUGAGAUUGCAGWGUUUUCUUCCCUGCUGUGAGUCUCUGAACACCCAUGUGUGCAGUCUGGGGCUGCUGCACCCCCUUGCCUUGAGUUCAGAUGAGAUAUUGCUGCUUGUGCACCAGCUGCAUGGGGAGGUGAGGUCCAGGUUAUUGACUUAAUGUUCCUGUUUCCAGAUAGUCACUGAUGGUGGGGGGAGCAGGGGCAGGGCCAGAACAAUAAAAGCUUGCUGAACCUUGAGGGAUCAAACAAGAUCCCCACAAGCCACCUCCUAAGGACUAGGGGUGCUACAGUCUUAGGUGUCAUCUGAUGGGUGUCCAGGUGUGGGGCAGGUAUUGUACACAGCCCAGCAGGGGUUUGAUCCAUAACAUAAGGCACUAUCUGUCGCCCUUUGGCUCCUGCUGUGUUUGCAGACUGAUGUAAUGAGUUAUUUGCAGCUGGUUUGGAGRCAGCAUCUGUGUCCUGGGAUUCUCUCUCCCCUGUCCCCCAGCCAGACUUGCAUGCUCCGCUCUCCUSUCCCUCCACGAGCUCUGGCGGUGCUGCCUGUGGUAGGCAAGGCACGUGGGCCAGUAGCGCCUGCACGUUCCAGGAAUCACGUCAGCUGUCAUUACUUACAUUACCUUGAUUGGGAACAGUCAGUUAUGUCACCGUUCAUCAUCGUGGCUCUCCCAGGAGACGCWGAGGAAGGAGGUGAGGAGCAGGAAUUAUAAAGCGCUUCUGCGGUGCUCUGCCAAUCCCGCUGCUCCRUUGGCUGAACAUCUGUCAUCAGGCAGCUUGAAAAGAAGGUGCUUUGUCUGAUGGAUCUUCCCAUUGUAGCUCCAUAGGGAGGAGCCUUCUGCAACACCAAGACUGCCCCACAGGAAGAGGACUAGGGACUCUWGUGGAGUUUAACAUGAAGGGAAUAAUGCUGCUGCCUGGGAAGCUCUGUGGGGUACCGCAGUAGAGCCUGCUGGGCUGCUGGGRCCACAGGAUGGGCUCUCCUGGCUGAGGGCUUCUUCGAGCCAGGUAGAGUUACCAGAACUAUCUCCAAGUCCAAAUGAGUCAGAGCUUGGAUGUGGACAUUGUUACCAAGUGUGACUGCAGAGGAUUCCUGCCCAUGUCUCAGGUGGGAGCUCAUCCUCCCUUUGGCMAGAAGCUCCAAAUUCCCCUGAGGAGAAUGAGAUCUGGCUUUUGAUGAAGGAAACUUCUUAUUUCUAAUGGAAAAUUAUCUGGAAAGUUUCCGCCCUCUGCCCCAUUUGAUUUGGGAAUUUGACUCCAGUUCCAGCAACAAAUGUCUUUACUGUGGUUCCCCUGGCAGACUGGGGGACAGCAUGUGGCAGUAGAUGUGUUCAUCUCUGGUGGCAGAGCCCAUGGUGCCAUGUGUGGGGAGGACAGUUUGUCUGUCCAGCAGUCUCUUGUAAAURAAUUCAUGACUGAGCUGAGGGUGGGUUUGAGAGGGUAAGAAGRAACAGGAGCUCUGUGGCUGUAGCCAGGAGGUGUUCCAGGGCUGUAAGGCCCUGUUCCCCAAGGCUUGUGUAACAAGGUUGUCAAGGCUGAAAGCAGGAAUGGUUCAAGAAGCACGUGUGGCCCAGCAGGACACACUGAGAGUGGGGAAAGCAGUGGAGCCUCGCUGUGUUUCAUGCUAUGGGUAUUGGUCCUGGCACUGUGACUUUGGGAGAAAUGGUUUCUGUCAAGCACAGUGCUCACAUUUUAACUUCUAUUUACUGGGCAGAGAGCAAGGUUGUUUGACAACAUCUGGACCUCAGUAGUCCCAGUAUGUGGUUUUUCAACCCAGCUAGGGACCUGGCAGUGCCUCUCCCAAGGUAUCCCAAGCUGCUGAAGGGGAGGAAAGCCAGGACAGGAGAGGUCUGCACCCAGGGUCCAAAGUAGGGAUGGAAAAGAAAUUCUCUGGUUCUAUAUGUUUUUCCUUGUAGCAGCUGCAUCACAGGCAAGAAGAUUGUUCAAAGGGAGAUAAAAAACACAGAGGAACUGKCUGGCACCAGUAGUGCCACAUGGGUGCUGCACAGAGGUGUGAGUAGGUCAUGGGUGGCUGAAACAGCCUGGUCUCAGUCUGUGCAAGGCAUCUUAUGCAAGUACAGCCAGCAAGGUCUGACCUGUGAUCCAUCCUGUCACUUAAAGAGCUUCUACUAUACACAAGUGAUGCCUUCUGUGUGCCAGGGGCAUCGCUGCAGUUACUCUUAGCUGAGUCUGAAGAGCUCUUGCUGUCWCCAGCUUUAGGUGUAGGCUUUGUUGUGCUGGAUGGCCCAAGUGCAUAGAAUUUGCUAGGCAAAGAAGAGACUGAAAAGGGUACAUGGAGCAGAGAAGAAUUGUUCUUGAGGAAAGGUGGGUUUCCAUGGUGGGUGGGUAGCUAGUGAAGUGAGUAAAUACUUGCUAUAAACACAUUAGAGCAUCUCUGUGUGAAGAACCCAGCACAGCUUUUCUGAGUGAAUAGAAAGAGAGCCCGGGUUCAGUUCAUAUGUCUGUUUUCAUUUCUUUUCUUCUUCUGGUCAACUGUGSCUGUAGAUAAGAGUUUUCUAUUUGAAGUUCAGAAGGGAAGGGAAACCCAUUGUUAGAAGGGGAGACAUUUUUUUUGCUUGAUAUCUAUCUCCAGCGACACAGCRGAGAAGGAAAAGAUUUGCUAUGAUAAAGGUAGGUUUAAGGAGAAAAAAAAAAAAAAGGCACAUUGAGUGUUGCUUUUCUCUGUACUUCAAAGCCCGGAGUAAUAUGGAACAGUAUAAAAGAAGAGAGAAAAAAAAACAACCUAGCCCAGUCUCUGCACGGGGGCUGAGAGUGCCAUUAUAGAGUACCAUCGUGGCCAGAAAUCCAGAGCUCUGCCUGAGCUGUUCAUCUGGGCUCGGCAUGGUGGUGUUCAGUAUGCACAGCACCUGCCCGGAGUCYGCAGGGAUGGGCUGCGAGGGGGAUGGAUGAUCCUUAGGGGGGAAAGCAGAGGAAAUGUUUUGCAGGUGUGCAUCCUAUAGAAGAACUGAACCAAGGGAAGUCGCUCACUGGAAAGAAAAUCAGGCAAAUGUGGAAGCAGUAUGGGAAAAA